Entrophospora candida is the source of this 131-nucleotide messenger RNA. Lineage: Eukaryota; Fungi; Glomeromycota; Glomeromycetes; Entrophosporales; Entrophosporaceae. The record is from the annotation of a GenBank genome assembly.
UUGUUGGCGGUGUUAUAGGCAUCGAUGGUGGUGUUGUUGAAAUUGAGAUUGGUUUAACAUUAUGUUUAUGGUUGUUAAUGGAAUUAGAUGGCGAAGGUUUUCUAACUGGUGUACCAAUUGGUUCUUUAUAA